Molecule: messenger RNA, 1657 nt
Organism: Sorghum bicolor (sorghum)
Lineage: Eukaryota; Viridiplantae; Streptophyta; Magnoliopsida; Poales; Poaceae
Product: probable choline kinase 2
Exons: 8
Coding region: 101-1342 (413 amino acids)
Biological process (GO): phosphatidylethanolamine biosynthetic process; phosphatidylcholine biosynthetic process
Cellular component (GO): cytoplasm
Molecular function (GO): ethanolamine kinase activity; choline kinase activity
Source: RefSeq, a predicted model, not a curated record
ACAAGGCCUGAGACUGGAUCUUGCCCACCAACCAUCGAACCACACUUCACAGUUCACACAUCAUCACGAGGGGCCGUAGCAUCCUCGGCGAAUCUCAGCCAUGGCGGAGCACUCUAUAGCUCCAGUCACCCAGGCGCGCUGCCCAGCGCACCCUCCUCGCCUCCGGCCGCCGCAACCGGCCGCCGCUGCCGGAGUCGACGCCAACUCCUUCAGCUGCAGAUAUCGCCGCCGCUUCCUUGGCCCCCUCCUCCGCGCGCCGAUGGCCGCCGUGGACCCGCCGCCGCGCGGCGAGGCCGCGCCCGCGCCCGCGCCCGUGCUGAAGCGGAGCACCAGCAUCGACCGGAUCCCUGAGGACGCGCGCCGCAUCCUGCACCGCCUCGCCGGCGACCUCUGGGGCAGCGACGUGGACCCCAGCGCGCUCACCGUGUCCCAGCUCAAGGGCGCCAUGACCAACGAGGUCUUCCGGAUCACCUGGCCCGGCGGCGAGGGCGACCCGCGCAAGGUGCUCGUGCGCAUCUACGGCCGCGGCGUCGAGGUCUUCUUCGACCGCGCCGACGAGGUCCGCACCUUCGAGUGCAUGUCGCGCCACGGCCAGGGGCCCCGCCUCCUCGGCCGCUUUGCCAACGGCCGCGUCGAGGAGUUCAUCUACGCCAGGACGCUCUCUGCGGCGGAUCUGCGCGACCCGGAGAUAUCCGCGCUGAUUGCCAAGAAGCUGCGGGAGUUUCACGAUCUCGACAUGCCUGGACCUAGGGAUGUGUCAUUGUGGCAGAGGCUCAGGAGGUGGCUUGAGGAGGCUCGUGGCAGGUGUUCUGAGCAAGAGUUUAACCAAUUUCAGCUGGAUAAGCUAGGCGAUGAGAUUGCAGUGCUGGAGAAGACGCUCUCGGGGGUCGAACAGUCCGUAGGAUUUUGCCAUAAUGAUUUGCAGUAUGGGAAUAUUAUGAUAGAUGAAGAGACCAGACAAGUCACCUUGAUUGACUAUGAAUAUGCGAGUUUUAACCCAAUCGCAUUUGACAUUGCUAAUCACUUUUGUGAGAUGGCUGCUGAUUACCAUACAGCAACACCACACGAGUUGGAUUUUACAAAAUAUCCUGGCAUUGAGGAACAGAGAAGAUUUGUUCAGACAUACCUUUGCUCUGCAGGUGAAAAGCCAUCAGAUGGGGAAGUUGAAAAACUACUAGGGUUGAUUGCAAAGUACACUCCUGCAAGCCAUCUCUUUUGGGGCCUGUGGGGAAUAAUCUCGGCACAUGUAAACAAUAAUAUCGACUUCGAGUACAAGGAAUAUGCAAGGCAACGCUUGGAUCAGUACUGGCAAACAAAGCCUGGAAUGCUUGGGCCCAACUGACUAGUCAUUGUUUUGGGGGUCCUUGGCUAGCUAGUCCUGUGAAUUCUGUUUGUCAUUAGCGGCUAGUAGCUGCCAGUUUUUUACUACAGUUUGUUCAGCUCGUUGUGACUUGUGACCAUAUUCUUGGCUUAGAGUACGCGAUCUGUAAUUAAUGUCUACCCAGUAGCCUUACACGGUUCUGAACAAAAUUCCUGGCUGACAGUUCGGAUCGUUUUGCGGUUCAACUGAUUGCUAUUCUGACAAUUUUCAUAUGCGGUCAUGUGAUCAAGGUAUGGCAUGGCGGCAUGUGAUUUGCAUGUUGCUUAUUGAGAUGCA